Molecule: messenger RNA, 2579 nt
Organism: Polyodon spathula (Mississippi paddlefish)
Lineage: Eukaryota; Metazoa; Chordata; Actinopteri; Acipenseriformes; Polyodontidae
Product: GTP-binding protein SAR1a
Exons: 7
Coding region: 163-759 (198 amino acids)
Biological process (GO): endoplasmic reticulum to Golgi vesicle-mediated transport; intracellular protein transport; vesicle organization
Cellular component (GO): endoplasmic reticulum exit site; COPII vesicle coat
Molecular function (GO): GTPase activity; GTP binding
Source: RefSeq, a predicted model, not a curated record
UCUUUAAGGACCGGACGUGAGCUUUCGUUAAUGUCGGCCGGAAAAGGGUAUUGAGUUGCUACGCGAUUCCGGUGUUCUGUUGGAGGGUGAGAGAGAAGCGAUUUGGUCUUGGACGGUGACUGGUACAGAGAAACAGCAGGGUGAGGUAACCGAGCAACAGCAAUGUCUUUUAUAUUUGACUGGAUCUAUAAAGGUUUUAGCAGUGUGCUCCAACUUUUAGGUUUGUACAAGAAAUCUGGAAAAUUAGUGUUCCUUGGUUUAGAUAAUGCUGGCAAGACAACAUUGCUACAUAUGCUAAAAGAUGACAGAUUGGGACAGCAUGUUCCCACACUACAUCCCACGUCAGAGGAGUUGACAAUUGCUGGAAUGACUUUCACCACGUUUGAUCUUGGUGGACAUGCACAGGCACGAAGGGUUUGGAAGAAUUACCUCCCAGCUAUAAAUGGAAUUGUCUUCCUAGUGGACUGUGCAGAUUUGUCACGCCUUGCUGAAUCUAAAAUUGAGCUUGACGCACUCUUGACAGAUGAGACCAUUUCAAAUGUGCCAAUCCUUAUUCUGGGCAACAAGAUUGACCGGGCAGAAGCAAUUAGUGAAGAGAAACUCCGGGAACUAUUUGGGCUAUAUGGUCAAACAUCAGGAAAGGGCAAUGUGCCAUUGAAGGAAAUGAACGCAAGGCCUAUGGAGGUAUUCAUGUGCAGUGUGCUGAAGAAACAGGGAUAUGGUGAAGGCUUUCGUUGGCUUUCACAGUAUAUUGACUGAUCUCUUUACACAUUGUAUCAUUUUGGACUGAGAUGGUUCCUGACUUUGACAAUUUUUGUACAAGGACAUGGAAAAAUAUACUUUUACCCAAAUCAGCUUUGAUAAAUAGUACACCUUGAAAAUGUUACCAGUACUCAGAUAGCUACCUGUUUGCUGUUAUGUGCUGCAAUAUAUUUGCAACACAAUUUAAAAAGUCUCAAAGUACUUCCAGCUGCUACUUUAGUAUUGGUCUUUUUAAAGUCUUAUUUUGAAUUCUUCAUAAACCGUUUAUCCAAUGUGAACAGUGUUCCUUCUGAUGUUGUGUAAAGAAACAUUUGUUACUUUCACAUAACAUUUUGAAACAUUAUUUCAGUUUUUAUUAAAGUAAGCCCAGUUUUCUGGUAAACCAGUGCAGGGAGGUGGGAGCAGGAUGCCAUGUCCAGGUCAAAGUUGCAGAAGCUUGUAAAUGCACAUGCUUAAAAAGAAUGCAUGCAUUAUUAAUGAAUGGAUUGUCUUUGAAUUUUGUAAUAGCAUGUGUAUUUAUAACCUGUGUUAGUAAAACAGUUUUAAAAAAGAAAAUUACAUUAUGUAGCUCAUUGUGGUUGAUUAGUCCUUAAUUAGAACAUUGUCUCUUUAAUCUUUUGUAAUGAUUCUUAAUCGUAUUACCUGGAAAUUUGGUAGCAAUAAAUAAUGUCUUCUGUCUGGUUUAAACCCACCCAAACAGCUUAAAGAAACAAGGGGUUAUCCUGCAUCUCUCUUACCUGCAGCUGUGUUUACCUUUGCAUGACAACUAAGCCAUAAUCAGACACUUUUGAGAGCUGGGUUUAUUUGUUGGCUUUCUUAAGAAGUACUGUUGAAUGGUCAUAAAGUGGAAAAGGUUUGAAGUGAAUCAGGCUGUACUCGUGCCUUGUAUUGACCCUUCCUAGCAGACAUUGUAAACCAUUCAUGUGUUUUUUGCAAUACCUAUGCUAUAAAAUAUGGCAUCAAAAAAGCAAUGUGCUUUUUUCUAUUUUUGCAGGUCAAGGUACAGCUGGCAUCUUUUAAACCUUAUCAUAUUUUGUGUGGAACGAUAAUUUUACCAGUUAUUUUUAGAGUUGUUUAAAGAAUGAAAUGUUUAAAAAAAAAUAAUAAUUGAAUUGUUGUAUGGACAAAUCAGUGCAGUAUGGCCAGCACUGGUUAUAUUUACCUUCUGCUUUAUUCACACUAAGUUUACAUGCUUUUAAUUUUGCAGCAUACUAAGGGUAAUGGGUGGGAGGGAAAUUGUUUUAUUUUUCAUGUAAACUGGCUAAACUCUAUUGUAUGUACUGUACAUGUUAAUGUAGAUAAAGAAUGUUGCCUUUGCAGGGCAAAUUUGAAAUUUGCCUACAGUUCACUAACCAAUAGUUGGGGUGUGGUAAGUAUUUUUUGAAUAUGAACUACUGUCAACCUACACGUUGCUUCUGGUAGUAUGAGAAUUCUUAUGGCAUACCAUACAAGACUCAACAACCAUAGCUUUGUGUGCCCUAACAGUAACUGUCAUAUUCCAUGUAUUUUUUGCACAUUUGUACAUACUUACUAAAUUACUUGGAUUUCCAGAGUUCUAAUGUCUUGGUAUUACCCCUCAGUUGAACUUAUAAUAUACUUGGACCAGCAUGCCACUUAGGAAAAGUGGUUCCACCAAUAGAAUACUGAUUUUAUGAGUCAGUCCACCCCAAAAACAUUAACACAUUUUAUGUUUUUAACUAUUACAACUAUCAUGUUAAGUUUUAAGCACACUCUGUACAUUGAUGAAAAUGUGGUUCUAUUAUAGUCAUCUAGUUUUGAUGCACUGUCAAAUAAAUGGAACGUGUUUGUUUAUGCUG